Archocentrus centrarchus (flier cichlid) is the source of this 5625-nucleotide messenger RNA. Its product is annotated as scavenger receptor cysteine-rich type 1 protein M130-like. The record is from RefSeq and is a predicted model, not a curated record. The coding region runs from base 1 to 5625 and encodes 1874 amino acids. Gene Ontology annotation, cellular component: plasma membrane. Gene Ontology annotation, molecular function: serine-type endopeptidase activity. Lineage: Eukaryota; Metazoa; Chordata; Actinopteri; Cichliformes; Cichlidae. Gene Ontology annotation, biological process: zymogen activation. The transcript has 23 exons.
AUGGAUCACCUGCUGCUGCUGCUGUGGAGCUCAGGAGUCCGAGCUAAAGGGAAACACAAUUCAGCAGAGUUUGAUGAUGUCAGGCUGGUGGGAGGAGCCAGUCGCUGUGCAGGAACACUAGAGACGAAACAUCUGGGAGAAUGGAGACCAGUGGUUUACUUUAACUGGACCCUGAAUGCAGCAGCUGUUGUCUGUGAACAUCUGGAUUGUGGCUCUGCUCUUACUUUUGGACGGAGACCCCAGCACCCCCUGAUCUCUCCAGACUCUGUCAGGCUGCUGAAUGGUUCCAGUCUGUGUUCAGGCAGACUGGAGGUGAAGUCUAACCAGAGCUGGUCCUCAGUGUGUGAAGCUGACUUUGACCAGCAGGAUGCAGAGGUGGUCUGUAGGGAGCUUGGCUGUGGGCCUCCUUCGGUUCUCCAGGGGGCGCUGUAUGGAGAAGUGGAGGCUCCGGUGUGGAGCAGAGAGUUCCAGUGUGGAGGCCAUGAGUCUGCUCUCCUGGACUGUAGAAGCUCAGGCUCAGCUAGAAGCAGCUGCUCACCUGGCAAAGCUGCUGGACUCACCUGCUCAGAACCUGUCAGGUUGGUGGGAGGAGCCAGCCGCUGUGCAGGUACAUUAGAGGUGAAACAUCUGGGAGACUGGAGACCAGUGGAUGUCCCUCACUGGACCCUUAAGGAAUCAGCUGUUGUCUGUGAACAUCUGGAUUGUGGUUCUGCUGUUUCUGUAGGAUGGAAAGAGGCCGCUGGAAUGAAUCUGGUGUCAGUACACUCUGACUGUGUUAAAUCUGGAUCUAGUAUAAAGGAGUGUAUAACACUGAGCCCAUUUUCCUCCAUGAUGAAGCUCUACUGCACAGACUCUGUCAGGCUGCUGAAUGGUUCCAGUCUGUGUUCAGGCAGACUGGAGGUGAAGUCUAACCAGAGCUGGUCCUCAGUGUGUGAAGCUGACUUUGACCAGCAGGAUGCAGAGGUGGUCUGUAGGGAGCUUGGCUGUGGGCCUCCUUCGGUUCUCCAGGGGGCGCUGUAUGGAGAAGUGGAGGCUCCGGUGUGGAGCAGAGAGUUCCAGUGUGGAGGCCAUGAGUCUGCUCUCCUGGACUGUAGAAGCUCAGGCUCAGCUAGAAACAGCUGCUCACCUGGCAAAGCUGCUGGACUCACCUGCUCAGAACCUGAUGUCAGGUUGGUGGGAGGAGCCAGCCGCUGUGCAGAAACACUGGAGGUGAAACAUCUGGGAGACUGGAGACCAGUGGAGGGCUCUGAUUGGAUGAUCAAAAAAUCGGCUGUUGUCUGUGAACAUCUGGAUUGUGGCUCUGCUGUUUCUGUAGGAUGGAGAGAGGAGUCCUCACCCUUGGCUGUGUGGGUGAUCAGACAUGACUGUGUUCAGUUUGGAUCUGCUCUGAGGGACUGUGCAGCAUCAAAUUACUCUUCUUCCAUCAUGAAUAUCACCUGCUCAGACUCUGUCAGGCUGCUGAAUGGUUCCAGUCUGUGUUCAGGCAGACUGGAGGUGAAGUCUAACCAGAGCUGGUCCUCAAUGUGUGAAGCUGACUUUGACCAGCAGGAUGCAGAGGUGGUCUGUAGGGAGCUUGGCUGUGGGCCUCCUUCGGUCCUCCAGGGGGCGCUCUAUGGAGAAGUGGAGGCUCCGGUGUGGAGCAGAGAGUUCCAGUGUGGAGGCCAUGAGUCUGCUCUCCUGGACUGUAGAAGCUCAGGCUCAGCUAGAAGCAGCUGCUCACCUGGCAAAGCUGUUGGACUCACCUGCUCAGAGUUUGAUGAUGUCAGGCUGGUGGGAGGAGCCAGUCGCUGUGCAGGAACACUGGAGGUGAAACAUCGGGGAUUAUGGAGACAAGUGGACUACUCUGACUGGACCAUGAAGGCAGCAGCUGUUGUCUGUGCACAUCUGGAUUGUGGCUCUGUUCUUACUUUCAAAUGGAGAGUGCAGACCCACACAUCUGUGUGGAAGAUUAAUCCAGACUGUGUUCAGUCUGGAUCUAGUCUGAUGGCGUGUGCAACAUUAUUACAUGAUUCUGUUCUAAUUGUGGAUCUCAACUGUUCAGACUCUGUCAGGCUGCUGAAUGGUUCCAGUCUGUGUUCAGGCAGACUGGAGGUGAAGUCCAACCAGAGCUGGUCCUCAGUGUGUGAAGCUGACUUUGACCAGCAGGAUGCAGAGGUGGUCUGUAGGGAGCUUGGCUGUGGGCCUCCUUCGGUCCUCCAGGGGGCGCUCUAUGGAGAAGUGGAGGCUCCGGUGUGGAGCAGAGAGUUCCAGUGUAGAGGCCAUGAGUCUGCUCUCCUGGACUGUAGAAGCUCAGGCUCAGCUAGAACCAGCUGCUCACCUGGCAAAGCUGUUGGACUCACCUGCUCAGAGCCUGUCAGGCUGGUGGGAGGAGCCAGUCGGUGUGCAGGUAUACUGGAGUUGAAACGUCUGGUGGAAUGGAGACCAGUGGAUUACAUUGACUGGACCCUGAAGGCAGCAGCUGUUGCUUGUGAACAUCUGGACUGUGGCUCUGCUCUUACCUUUGGAUUGAGACUGCAAAACUCCACAUUUGUGUGGAAGAUUAAACCAGACUGUGUUGAUUCUGGAUCUGCUCUGAUGGAGUGUGCAACAUCAGAUUAUUCUCCUUUCAUCCUGGAUUUCACCUGUUCAGACUCUGUCAGGCUGCUGAAUGGUUCCAGUCUGUGUUCAGGCAGACUGGAGGUGAAGUCUGACCAGAGCUGGUCCUCAGUGUGUGAAGCUGACUUUGACCAGCAGGAUGCAGAGGUGGUCUGUAGGGAGCUUGGCUGUGGGCCUCCUUCGGUCCUCCAGGGGGCGCUGUAUGGAGAAGUGGAGGCUCCGGUGUGGAGCAGAGAGUUCCAGUGUGGAGGCCAUGAGUCUGCUCUCCUGGACUGUAGAAGCUCAGGCUCAGCUAGAAGCAGCUGCUCACCUGGCAAAGCUGUUGGACUCACCUGCUCAGAGCCUGUCAGGCUGGUGGGAGGAGCCAGUCGGUGUGCAGGUAUACUGGAGUUGAAACGUCUGGGGGAAUGGAGACCAGUGGAUUACAUUGACUGGACCCUGAAGGCAGCAGCUGUUGCUUGUGAACAUCUGGACUGUGGCUCUGCUCUUACCUUUGGAUGGAGACUGGAGAACUACACAUCUGUGUGGAAGAUUAAACCAGACUGUGUUGAUUCUGGAUCUGCUCUGAUGGAGUGUGCAACAUCAGAUUAUUCUCCUUUAAUCCUGGAUCUCACCUGUUCAGACCUGCUGGUUCAGCCAAUCAUUUCUUUGUCCUCCAUGGACGGGGUCUCCGAGGGGCAGCAGGGGCUUCUGGUGUCCAGAAGCUCCAACUUCACCAUCAGCUGCUCCAUCCAGCCACAGUACCCAGGAGGCUCCUUCCACCUCACCUUUAACAAAGUAUACAAAUACACACAGGCAGCUGUCAAUCACUCUGCACACUUCCUGUUUCCUGCAGCAGAGCCCGCCCACCAAGGAAGUUACAGCUGUGUUUAUGACGUCUACGUUUUUUCCCAUAACUUCUCCUCUGAGAGCCGCCUGCUGUCUGUCACUGUCUCAGAGUUUGAUGAUGUCAGGCUGGUGGGAGGAGCCAGUCGCUGUGCAGGAACACUGGAGGUGAAACAUCGGGGAUUAUGGAGACAAGUGGACUACUUUGACUGGACCAUGAAGGCAGCAGCUGUUGUCUGUGCACAUCUGGAUUGUGGCUCUGCUCUCACUUUCGGACGGAGACCCCAGCACCCCACAUCUGUGUGGAAGAUUAAACCAGACUGUGUUGAUUCUGGAUCUGCUCUGAUGGAGUGUGCAGCAUCAGAUUAUUCUUCUAGAAUCCUGGAUCUCACCUGUUCAGACUCUGUCAGGCUGCUGAAUGGUUCCAGUCUGUGUUCAGGCAGACUGGAGGUGAAGUCUAACCAGAGCUGGUCCUCAGUGUGUGAAGCUGACUUUGACCAGCAGGCUGCAGAGGUGGUCUGUAGGGAGCUUGGCUGUGGGCCUCCUUCAGUCCUCCAGGGGGCGCUCUAUGGAGAAGUGGAGGCUCCGGUGUGGAGCAGAGAGUUCCAGUGUGGAGGCCAUGAGUCUGCUCUCCUGGACUGUAGAAGCUCAGGCUCAGCUAGAAGCAGCUGCUCACCUGGCAAAGCUGUUGGACUCACCUGCUCAGAGGUUGCACAUGUCAGGUUGGUGGGCGGAGCCAGUCAUUGUACAGGUAAACUUGAGAUGAAACAUCUGGGAGAAUGGAGACCAUUGGUAGUCUUUGACUGGAGGUUGAUAACAGCAGCUGUUACCUGUGAACAUCUGGAUUGUGGCUCAGCUGUUUUCAGAGAAGAAAGCUCUGAGUCUCCACGCAGACCUGUAUGGAAAAUCACAGCUGAGUGUGUUCUGAGUCGAUCUUCUCUAAAGGAGUGUGUAACAUCACAGGAAUCAUAUGUCGACACAAAAAUUAACUGUUCAGACUCUGUCAGGCUGCUGAAUGGUUCCAGUCUGUGUUCAGGCAGACUGGAGGUGAAGUCUAACCAGAGCUGGUCCUCAGUGUGUGAAGCUGACUUUGACCAGCAGGCUGCAGAGGUGGUCUGUAGGGAGCUUGGCUGUGGGCCUCCUUCGGUCCUCCAGGGGGCGCUCUAUGGAGAAGUGGAGGCUCCGGUGUGGAGCAGAGAGUUCCAGUGUGGAGGCCAUGAGUCUGCUCUCCUGGACUGUAGAAGCUCAGGCUCAGCUAGAAGCAGCUGCUCACCUGGCAAAGCUGUUGGACUCACCUGCUCAGAGGUUUAUCAUGUCAGGUUGGUGGGAGGAACCAGUCAUUGUACAGGUACACUUGAGCUGAAACAUCUGGGAGAGUGGAGACCAGUGGAAGUCUCUGACUGGAGGUUGAAGACAGCAGCUGUUUUCUGUGCACAUCUGGAUUGUGGCUCAGCUAUUCUCACAGAAAAAGGCUCUGAGUCUCCAUACAGACCUGUAUGGGAAAUCAACGCUGAGUGUGUUCAGAGCCAAUAUUCUCUAAAGGAGUGUUUAACAUCACAGGGAUCACAUUUCGACACAAAACUUAAGUGUUCAGACUCUGUCAGGCUGCUGAAUGGUUCCAGUCUGUGUUCAGGCAGACUGGAGGUGAAGUCUAACCAGAGCUGGUCCUCAGUGUGUGAAGCUGACUUUGACCAGCAGGAUGCAGAGGUGGUCUGUAGGGAGCUUGGCUGUGGGCCUCCUUCGGUCCUCCAGGGGGCGCUCUAUGGAGAAGUGGAGGCUCCGGUGUGGAGCAGAGAGUUCCAGUGUGGAGGCCAUGAGUCUGCUCUCCUGGACUGUAGAAGGUCAGGCUCAGCUAGAAGCAGCUGCUCACCUGGCAAAGCUGUUGGACUCACCUGCUCAGAGCCUUUCAGGUUGGUGGAAGGAGUCGGUCGCUGUGAUGGAACACUGGAAAUUAAACAUGUAGGAGAGUGGAGACCUGUUGGUAACUAUGAUGAGACAAUGAAGAGAGCAGCUGUUUACUGUGAAUAUCUGGACUGUGGUUCUGUGACUUCUGUACGAAAGAGACGUUACUCCAAGCCUGUCAGGUUGGUGGGAGGAGCCAAUCGCUGUGAUGGAACACUGGAGAUGAAAAUGGGAGUGUGGAGGUCUGUGGAAUUUGAAGAGUGGACCCUGAAGGAAGCAGCCACCUUUCUGGAUCUGCACUGA